CUGCAACCAGACUACCCUGGAAUGCCGCUGGAUUUGCGGGUAGUUUUUGAUGUGCCAUCAACAAUUUCCCCAACACAGGAUAUCCAGGGGGGUCGCUACUGGCACCGUGGCUUGAAGGACGCACUGCGGAAAAACUAUAACAACGAAAACGGUGCUUCACGUGUCGACAUCGAAAUACACAUUGGUCAGGUGCCACUGUCUGCAUAUCCGCGAAAAGGAGUAGCUUGGACCAUCUUAGGAAGGGUACAAGACCCGCAGGUAAUUCAAACGGAGCCGUUUUUGAUCGGCCUAUAUAUUGGGGAGAAACGGCCCGCAAAGAUGAAGGAGUUCCUCAUGCCGUUUGUUGAAGAGGCAAAACAAAUGCACGAGCAACACAUCGCCAUCAAUGGGGCCGCAGUAAAGAUCCGCGCAUUCAACUGCGAUGCCACAGCCCUGUCUGUCAUCAAAGAGACAGCAAACCACCACUCGCAGAUGGCGUGCCACAAAUGCAUGGUUGUUGCCCACAGCAAGGACAACCGCAUGGCGUACCCUAUGCAACCGGCUGAGGCGAGAACCGACGAAAUGUUCCGCCGGUUAAGAUACGGCGGCCACCAUCUGGAGGAAGACGUUGGCGAGGGUGAAAACUGGGAGAGGGUCCCAAUGCGAUCGCCAUUGUUAGACUUGACGCAAAUUAACAUGGUGGAAGAUUUUAUGGUAGGUGUUGAGGACCACCUACUGCACGCAGGCCUUAUGUGUAAAUUGCUCUACAAUUUCAUGGACGGCAAUGGCAGUGACGUGCGUGCAAUGAAAGAAAAUACUUUACGUGCAUUGAAUGCCCGGUUGCAGGAAAUUGAGCUACCAUGUGAGUGCUCGCCACGGCGCUUCCCUGAACGCACCACAAAUCUGUGUAAUUUGUCUGCGACCCGCCACCAUUUAGCACAUUUACUGAAGUAUGUGGGCAUUGUUUUUAAAGAUUUUUUGCCCAAAAAACUGUACGAUAUGUACAUGGCGCUGCAUUGGGGCGUUUGCCUUUUAAGUUCAAACUAUUAUAGGGCUAAUUGGGAGUUUGCCGAUACGUUUUUCAAAGAUUUUCUCAAAUUGUACGAAGAGAAAUUCAAAACAAUCGGCUAUGAAUGCCACUGCCUCACCCAUCUUGUGAGUGAGGUGAAAAGGUUUGGGCCUUUGAUGCGAAAUUCGUCCAAACCAUUCGACAGAAUGCUAGCACCCCUUGAGGAAAUUGUGGACAAGUACCGGCAUGAAUCGGUCCUUGAACAAAUUGCCAGCGCACUGCUUGUUCGGGAAGCUGCAUUCAAACAGCCGGGAAAUCCGACUGUAUAUCCCGCUGUCAGCAACCAACAAUCCAAUGGCACUUACCUAAGGGUGAUAGUUCGUGAAGGGUUCACUCUAAGAGCCGAUAGUCCUUCUGACUGUUGGUUUCUUGUUAAAUCCAAACAACCCGCCGAAUCUCCCCGCGUAGUUAAGUUUGUAUCCGCCUCCGUUGCCCCCUUUUUGGUAACAGCGGUUCCGCUAGUCUCCCAAUCGGCCAUUUUCAUACCACGUACUGAUGCAAACCCUCCCCUGCCCAAGGAGCUGAAUGUGUUUAAGUCUUACGACAACACCAGCACCACCCUGAACUCGCCAAAACAGUAUCCCUUGGAGGAUAUUCUGUGCAAAUUGGUGGUGCUACCGUUAAAACAUACAACAGCCUACAACCCCAUGCAUGAAACGUUGCCAAAUUAA
Messenger RNA from Anopheles bellator, 1719 nucleotides. RefSeq lists its product as uncharacterized. Bases 22 to 1719 code for a protein of 565 amino acids. NCBI's taxonomy places the organism in Eukaryota, Metazoa, Arthropoda, Insecta, Diptera, Culicidae. The transcript has 3 exons. The record is from RefSeq and is a predicted model, not a curated record.